This is a messenger RNA of Fusarium verticillioides 7600, 5335 nucleotides long. RefSeq lists its product as hypothetical. The transcript has 2 exons. Lineage: Eukaryota; Fungi; Ascomycota; Sordariomycetes; Hypocreales; Nectriaceae. The coding region runs from base 3300 to 4454 and encodes 384 amino acids. The record is from RefSeq and is a predicted model, not a curated record. Gene Ontology annotation, biological process: regulation of transcription by RNA polymerase II. Gene Ontology annotation, molecular function: DNA-binding transcription factor activity, RNA polymerase II-specific; RNA polymerase II cis-regulatory region sequence-specific DNA binding.
CAUGGACAAGUCAUAUGGCGCCUGAAUACCUAACUGCUGUACGAGUUCCUGGCACAGUGUUUUGUCCUCGAGCAUGUCCGACCUGCCGACGUAAGGUGACACAGUGUAUCUUCCUUCCCCUCAGUACGCCAGGUUUUGCAUGAUGGGAUUUGUUAUCACGCCUGCUCUUGUCUCGUUGAAGCAUAUCACCAGCCAAGUGUUCACUUAUUCACAUAGCCCUCAUAAAAUGCCGAAGCACUUCUUGCAUCCCCCCGAAAACUUGAACGCCAUCAGAGUUUGACGUGAUGCGAGAAUACCUCUGGACACAGACGACUUCACGGGACAACGCACACUUGUGCGCGAACACAAUGCGAUAUUGCUUGUGAAUGGCCAGAGGGGAUUGAGGACCCAACCAAGUCCAGGGGGUCAUGCCAUUAGCGUGCAGCCUUGAUUUCUAAAGUGGAACGUCGGCUGGUGAAAGCUUCAGUGUCAAUCUGAAUGUCCAGGUUCUUUAUUGCUAAUUGGCCACUGGCGAAGAAAGGGGCUUUGGUUCAGGGCGGAUGAAAGACAAUGGUCCUGUAAGCUGGGUGCUGAUCGAGAUAGACAAUGACAUGAACAAGAGCGCGCCUGAUCAGAAGAGGCUCGCGACAGCCAGUUCCUCUUCGCGAGUUAGGUGUGUGUAGUAGAGUUCAGGGGGUGUGUUGCAACGAACGUCGAUCCCUCAACGACGCCUCCGACUUAUAAAUCCAUGAAAGCCGGGAGGGGUUCUGAAGUCACUUAUGUACUCAAAAAGUAGAAAGUUGCAGAAAUGAGAGACUCGUGGGGUCAGUACCAGCAAAGCGCAAAGAGUCUGAUACAGCAACGUGACUUUGGAACCUUGGUUUUCAGAAUGAAAGACCAGACAAGGGGCGGGACUCGGGAGCGUGCCCCCAGACUGGAACACAGAGUUCCAAGAGCACGGAGCUUUUCAACCAGCAACAUGGGGCUUCAAGCUUGGCUCUGGUCUCCAAUCUCAGCUUGAAUCUAAUUGAUCUAAGAUAUCAAUCAAGAUUGAGACAGUAUUCGGGUUUAGUCAGGGAACUGAAAACGGAUACAGUCGCGAGAUUUCCAAGACUGAUGAGGGUGGUGAAGGAAUUAUUGUUGUUGUCAAGAUGAGCUUGACGAGGCCACUCCUUGCGUCAUCACCGAAAGAUGCGCCAAUUGGAUUGAUUGAUGUGGGAAUGACGGUGAUGCUCCGGUCUAAGUGCCCACUUGCUUUACUGGCUCCUCUGGAAAUGGGGUAUGGAGACAGAGAAAAUGCUAGCACGUCUGGCAUCCGCACAGUGUCAGUACUGUAAGCUGGUUAUCUCAUUUCAUGAUUUGGACCCGUUUGAAACCUUGGAAAAAGUAUGUAAUCAAUUACGACUCCCAACGUUGAAUCUAUUCGAAAGAUUGUUUUGCCGACAUUUCCAAGCCAUGAGGAGAAACAAAGACAAUUUACCUGCAGAAUACCAUUAUAACUUAUGGCUUAACCACAUGAUGCGGAGAGAGCUCGGCGACAUUAAGCUGCAAUCACCGAUUCGUGGGAUGAUGCUCGGCCAUCACGAUCGAUUUUCCUUUCAUUCUGGGUUCCUUCUAUGGCACUUCUGUUUACAGAUUCAAUGCUCCGUUUCUAAUCAGUGAAACGUUGCCCCCUGGCCCCCCCCCCCCUGCAACUCAACCAAAGUGAUUCGCCCAAAACGCACUCGUCUGGUUGGUUCCCCGGACCUUUUUUUGGAGGGGAGGAUCGAACGAUGCAAUCAAAUACAGUGCCUACAGUGUGAAGCAGGAUGCCUAGGGUGUAUCCAGUAGUAUCUAGGUGCGAGGCCAGUGUCUGUCGGUUUUGUCAGCCGGCCUAGUGUCCCCUCAGUCAAGUCCUUUCCCUUAUUUUUUCGCCCCCAGGCCUUCUUGAGUUUGCUUUCAGGAGCCCAGCCGCCGCCGCCUUUUUUUUUUGCGCCUUCUUUCCUCGCUGCCCACAACGUCAUCUCUGACGUCUUUUCUCAAUCUAAUCCUUUCACAAUCCUCGUCCAACGACGCAAUCCCGCAAGCAAAGCAACGCCCGCUUUGUCGCUCCUCGAAACACGGCGCAAAUCUAUCGUAUCCUUUUUUUUGUGUGUGUUUUGCUUCGAGAGGCACGAGCCUCAACUCCACCACGAACGCCCUUCGCGUCUGUUUAUCCUUAUCCCCUUUCUUAACCAAUCUUUUGCUUAGUACAUCGUCUGUCUCUGUCUACAGCAAAGACACGCGCGCGCCUCUUCACUCCUGCUUCUGUCUCGUUGACGCCGAGUGCCGAGUAUAAGCAAAUAUCCCUUUCACAUCCACGCUCGAGCUUUUAGGACGCAUUCCCUUGGUUGAAGAGGUUUCAGAGCGUAUGCUGUGCGCUGCCUGCGCUAUUGACUUGUCGAAAAGCGGCCAUCGCCCCUGGUCCAACUCUUAAAACCGUGCCGUCCUAUAGUAGAGUCUCAGACGGCUGCCGCGCUGCUAUUCUGUUCUUCUUCGCCUCUGACCUCAUUUGACUUUUUCGUCUUCCUCCAUCUUUGCUGCUCUACUGCCACCCACCCCCACACUUCCAGUCCAGCCAGCACUGUUCAACCUGCCAGCCCCAGAUAUAAUACAUCAUCGUCAUCAUGGGGACUACAACUGAAGCCUCUGCUGGAGGUGAGUCGAAGUCCCCCAAGCAAUCCAACAGCUCUCCUGCUCGGCCUGGUAUGUUCUUCAAUUUCCCCUACUCUUGUUUAUCACGUCGUCGACUUUACACCUACAUGCCUUGUGCCUUACCCUAUCCUGUUACAUGACGUAUGUUUGUCAUUGGUAUCGAUCAUCCCUCUCUAUCCUCAUCUCUGUCCACUUCCGUCAUCGCUUUCCUUCUCCGUCUCUUGUCCUCCGUCAUCGUCAAACCAAGGCCCCUUCAUUCAAUUGACUGUAACGCUUGCUUACAUCUUGCCUUGUCGCAGAAACUACGACCGACACGAAGGCAGCCGAUCCUCCCGUGAAAUUAGAGGCUGCCAAUGCCGAACAAGCCAAACCUCUUGCCCCUCCUCCUCGACCUGGUCAACAACAAGGCAACACCCCGGACUACUUCGCGGUUCAGGCCGGCGGAUCUCUCAGUCUGGAGCCCAAUCCAUUCGAGCAGUCCUUCGGGGGCGCUCCAGAGACACCAGGGGGAACAAAACUACCUUCAGUUGGUGCAUUGACAUCACCGUCCUCUCUUCUGGCUGGGAGCAACGCGACUCCUUUCAAUUGGGGAGGAGGCUCCUUACGUACCGGCCCUCUGAGUCCGGGAAUGCUCUCUGGUCCGGCUAAUGAUUAUUUUGGCGAUACACAUCAUCUUCGUGGGCGGAUUUCCUACUCCUAACGAAUCCUCCUUGAGGACGGGUUUGACACCAGGUGGCAGUGGUUCUAUGUUCCCUGCUCCUAGCCCCAACUCCCAAGCACUCUUCGCUCAGCUUGCUAGCGGCGGAGCAACACCCAGCACUCUCGAUUUCCAUCGCACUGCGAUGAGUGCUGCGGCCAAACGUGAUCAAAACGGCACUGCUCCACGUCCCCAAGCCCAGCAAACUUCCCAAGCCCAGCAACCCCAACAGCCUUCUGUCACUUCCCAACCCCAAGAAAUGCCCAACGGUGCUUCAACCAAUAAGUCCGAAGCGAAGCCUGCGUCCGGGCCCUUCGACCCUCACGAUAACGACGCUGCCAACGGCCUUUUUAUGCUAGCCCAGGGUCGAAACGGAGCUCAAAACGCGAACCAAUUCGCAGCGACGUCAGGUGCACCUGGCCACGCUCAUCCUGCCCCUGUCGCGCCUCAGAAUAUGAAUACUUCACCUCAAAUGUCCAGUGUUAACGGCGGCUCUAUUGGCUCAGCUCGUGGUAUGAGUGAAGGAAGCAUGAUGUCGGAUGAAAGUGAACAGGCAAGACCUAAUACACGUGGCCGGGGCAAGAAGAAUCCCCCAGCGACCAACGGUCGCAGGAAAGCGGAUGAGCCUCCCUCUAAGGCUCCCGCUAAUAAGAAGUCCAAGGCUAACAACUCCAUGCCUAUGGAUAUGGAUAUGUCUGAUGACGAAUCCAAGAUGAAAUAUGAAGAUGGUGGUUCCAAGUCCAAGAUGACUGACGAGGAGAAGCGCAAGAACUUCCUUGAACGUAACCGUGUCGCUGCCCUUAAAUGCCGCCAGAGAAAGAAACAGUGGCUGGCCAACCUACAGACCAAGGUCGAAAUGUUCAGCACGGAGAACGACGCCUUGACGGCGCAGAUAACACAACUAAGAGAAGAAGUCGUCAAUUUGAAGACGCUUCUUCUUGCCCACAAGGACUGCCCAGUUACUCAGCAGCAGGGAAUACACGGUGCAUUUUUGUCCCAGGUUGUUGAGCCUUUCAACCCUCAGAUUAACCCUUAUGGCAUGGCAGCACCUAUGCCAAACCAGCAAGUUAUGGCUGGCCAGGGUGUCCAGCGGCGUUUCUCAUAGAACGAGUUACAGCCCCAGUUAGGGCAGUCUGCCAAGGUAGAGCAACCUGACCACGCUUCUCCAUCGAACCACAUAAUACAUGGACUUGACGACCCUUUCUUUGCCCAGUCACGACACCAUUCGACCUCACCGAGGUAAUUAUUUAUUAUAUGCAUAUACAGGGUUUAGGUUUAUUCCACCGGAGGCCCAUCGGCUCACAACUUCAUUUCGCGUUUGAGCUGUACAACAUUUGAUCGGAGGCAACAUAGCUUCCAGACGGAGGCGAUGUCCGAGACCAGGAGUUUGUCGAGCUUCACUUGGAGAUCACUUGACGCUCUUGUUUUGCGCGAGGAGGCCGCUCUAUCUUGAGCGUUUCUUACUAGAGGCAGCGCCGUUACAACUUUUAACUUGUACGUAAAGUAUUUCCCAGCAAGGUACACGGAACGCGCAGUUCAAAAAGGUGUUUGGCCAGGUUGACCUUUUUGCCAGCUUGGGUGGAGGGCGUUUUGGGGAAUUCGGUUCCUGGAGAUCAAAUUCUUUGUUUGGUGUUUUGGUUUUGUGCUUUUAUACGUAGCUGCAAGCAACACAAGCUGCGAUUGAGAUGGACGAUAGUUGCAACAUGAAACACGAAGAGUAUAUACUAUGAUGUCGUUUCACUGGUGAUUUGAUAUGUUUUGCUUUACACGCAGGCAGUAGCAUUACUUAAGUGGUCGCUUCUUGAAGCCAAUUGAGGCGUGAGACUAUUAUUGAAGAUGCUAUAAGUGGCGGCAAGGCCAUUUUUGAGAUGUUUUCUCCCCCCGUCCAGAUUUGGAAGAUAGAUCCAGCUUGACAAUUCAUAGCCUCAAGCUGUUCGAGGUACUCCGUAGUGAAAAAUGCAUUGACGUUAUUUGAAUUUGCUCCAC